This is a messenger RNA of Aspergillus piperis CBS 112811, 1083 nucleotides long. RefSeq lists its product as uncharacterized. Bases 1 to 1083 code for a protein of 360 amino acids. The transcript has 7 exons. Lineage: Eukaryota; Fungi; Ascomycota; Eurotiomycetes; Eurotiales; Aspergillaceae. The record is from RefSeq and is a predicted model, not a curated record.
AUGGAGGAUGGCUCGGAAAUUUCAAGACUCGCCCCGGAAUUAUCUGAUCUUGAAGUAGCUCUUUUUCUUUGUCUUGCGGCACACCAACACUGUCGCAUUGACACCACCGACGCUAUUAUCCAUGACGUCGCAAAGGAGCUCGCCCUGAUAUGCACGAAUACAUUUGGGCUUUAUUAUAGCAUUCUUGAUUGCUCUAGUGCUACAUCUUUAGAAGACUUUCGUGCUGAGUUACUUCCUCCCGGGCUUUAUAGGAGCAGUUAUGCUCGGCCUUCGCGCUCCCGAAUGACCACUGAGUCUGCGGGCACGAUAUCCUCAUAUCAUGACUUGCGGGAUCACAAAGGCCGCCUCAAGUCAGCCCCUAUCGAGCACAAGCAGGAAGUCGUCAAUGUUGUGAUAGCCAAGCACUUCAACCAUGUGGACGACAAUAUCCAGCGCGAAGCUCUCGAGUUAAUGCACUCGAAACAACUCACCACACCGGCAGGAAUCUUAAAAGUCCCAACCUAUUUUCUGUUCCUACCUCUUAUAGUGCGCGAUGAAACCCCACCAUUAAACUCUCAUCUAAACGACUACCUGUUCAUCUCUCAUUUUCACGACACAGAAGAUGGCUACGUCUACCUCGAAGAAAGCAACGACUGGCUCUCCGAUGGCCAGCUGUCCGCAUCAUCCGUUAUCCACAAGCCAGAAGCUCAAACGAAAAAAGGCCAUCCUCAUCUCCUUGAACAACUACAACAACUAAGCACCACCGUCAGCAUGGGCGCCGAAAUAGCCCGGUACCAACAAGAUAUAGUUGUGUUCCUUCGGCUCAGUCGCGCAGUAGCUGGGGGGAUAUCAACGCGGUCAAACCUCUAUUUCAAGUCAUUCUCAAAACUCCUCGCCGUGUUACACGGCAUCGACUUCCUCACGCCCUCAAUCGUAGCACUAGCAGCCAGGAAGGUCUUUCGACAUCGGAUCAUUAUGGCCAAACCCGAAGAGGAUAGAAGCCUACAAUACGGGAGUGACUUGCACGCUGUGUCGCAGGUGCUUGAGUACGCGAAUCCGGAUUCAAUAUUGGACGGGGUGCUUACACUAGAAGCACCAUUGUGA